GUGAUGGCGUUUGUCAGAUAAUUUCUUUCUCUCAAGUUGCCGGUACCCUGCUUACUUUUGGGUUGGAAUUGUGUUAGAUUAGUCUGGAGAUAGAUACAGACAAGAUGCUAGGCCUAUCUAGACGGUUUAUUGCUCAAUCAGCGUCCAUUGGAUUGAGAUGCAAUAGUACAUUGGUAAUUGCUGAGCACAACAACGAACAACUAAACCCAAUUACUUUGAAUACAUUAACUGCAGCCAGCAAACUGGGAGGCGAUGUUUCCUGUCUUGUUGUGGGUUCCCAGUGUGGUAAGGUAGCCGAGGAGUUGAGUAAGGUUGCAGGUGUUUCAAAGAUCCUAUUGGCUGAUAAUGAGGUGUACAAUGGAUUUCUAGCAGAAGCUGUUGCCCCUCUCAUACUUGAAACUCAGAAGCAAUUUAAUUUCACACAUAUUGCAGCUGGAGCCACUGCAUUUGCCAAGAGUGUAUUACCAAGGGUUGCUGCUAAGCUUGAUGUUGCUGCCAUUUCUGAUAUCAUUGGCAUCAAAGACGCUGACACAUUUGUAAGGACCAUUUAUGCAGGUAAUGCAAUAGCAACUGUACGCUCUAAAGACCCUGUGAAGGUGCUUACGGUGAGAGGGACAUCAUUUGAGGCUUGUGCAGACAGUGGGGGAUCAGCAGCUACUGAGCCAGCUCCUACUGCCGAACUUUCCAAUGAUUUAUCAUCUUACGAAGGUCAAAUGUUGUCCAAAAGCGAUCGACCAGAACUGACCAGCGCAUCGACCGUCAUCUCUGGAGGGCGUGGAAUGAAAAAUGGAGAGAAUUUUGAAAUGUUGUACACACUAGCAUCGAAACUCAAUGCUGCUGUUGGAGCCUCAAGAGCAGCAGUAGAUGCUGGAUUUGUCCCAAAUGAUAUGCAAGUUGGGCAAACCGGUAAAAUCGUAGCCCCUCAAUUGUACAUUGCUGUUGGUAUAUCAGGAGCCAUCCAGCAUCUGGCUGGCAUGAAAGACAGCAAAGUAAUAGUAGCAAUAAACAAGGAUCCCGAGGCACCGAUCUUCCAAGUUGCAGACUAUGGACUUGUUGCUGACCUCUUCAAGGCUGUUCCUGAAAUGAAUGAAAAAUUGUAGCAAAAGUACCUGGACACAUAGUUAUUGUUAUAUUGGAGAUACUGGUAUUCUCUAUGAACACAUCCUUCCAAAUGAUUAAUUUGAAUGCAUAGUAUUAUGUAUUCAUUUUAAACAGUCUGUAGAUCCAAGUCUUGCAAGUUACCACAAAUACCACAGAGAUGUUCCUUAUUUGCGAAAACAAGCAGUAAUACUGUACAGUAUUUUUAAUUAGUACUUUUGGGAGUGAAGAAUGUUAUGGAACUUAAUUAGCACUCUUGGGAGAGUGAAUUUUAUUGAAUACAUCUGGGUAUGAAAGAGAACUUUAAAUAGCACACUUGGGUAUGAAAGUGAAUUAAGAUUGAAGAAUGUUAUUAAGAAUGUGGUAACUAUUUGUAUAGAUGUUUAUUGAAUAAUUAAAUUCCAGUGUACUUGGAAAUGGAAUUUAUCAAGUAAAGACUUUUUUUCUGUGCUCUGACUGAUCAUGCAUUUCAGAUUGUUUUUGUUAAUUAUCUGUUACCAAAGUGCUGGAUGUGAUAUUCAUCCAGUAACAACAUUAUUUUCCCCAUAAACACCUU
Anneissia japonica is the source of this 1654-nucleotide messenger RNA. Its product is annotated as electron transfer flavoprotein subunit alpha, mitochondrial-like. The record is from RefSeq and is a predicted model, not a curated record. The coding region runs from base 105 to 1100 and encodes 331 amino acids. Lineage: Eukaryota; Metazoa; Echinodermata; Crinoidea; Comatulida; Comatulidae. The transcript is spliced from 8 exons. Gene Ontology annotation, molecular function: flavin adenine dinucleotide binding; electron transfer activity. Gene Ontology annotation, cellular component: mitochondrion.